Molecule: messenger RNA, 1149 nt
Organism: Dendrobium catenatum
Lineage: Eukaryota; Viridiplantae; Streptophyta; Magnoliopsida; Asparagales; Orchidaceae
Product: COP9 signalosome complex subunit 3-like
Exons: 8
Coding region: 44-760 (238 amino acids)
Biological process (GO): ubiquitin-dependent protein catabolic process
Cellular component (GO): COP9 signalosome
Source: RefSeq, a predicted model, not a curated record
AAAUAUCACUGAUUUCCUUUGUUUUUUUUUGAGUGACAGGGGAAUGAUAAACAUUGGGUUAAAGCGAUUUCCAAAAGCUUUGGAGUGUCUUCAUAAUGUUGUUACUGCACCAAUGUCAACGAUUAAUGCGAUAGCUAUAGAAGCAUACAAAAAAUAUAUUCUUGUUGCGCUUAUUCAUCUUGGGCAGAUUCCUUCGCUUCCAAAAUAUACUGCAUCAACUGUGCUAAGGAGUCUGAAAAGCUAUGCUCAGCCGUAUGUUGGUUUGGCUAGUUCGUAUGCAACAGGAAAAUUUUCAGAGCUAGAAGCAUUUAUUCAGACUAAUGUGGAGAAGUUCCAAACUGACAAUAAUCUUGGAUUGGUUAAACAAGUUCUUUCAUCUUUGUACAAGCGCAAUAUCCAGAGGUUGACUCAAACUUACCUAACUUUGUCACUUCAAGAUAUAGCCAAUGCGGUUCACCUAAACACCUCAAAAGAAGCUGAAAUGCGAGUGCUUCAAAUGAUUCAAGAUGGGGAUAUAUUUGCAACAAUUAAUCAGAAGGACGGUAUGGUCAGUUUUCAUGAGGAUCCAGAGCAAUACAAAACUUAUGAGAUGAUUGACCAAAUUGAUUCAUCAAUUCAAAGAUUGAUGGCCUUGUCAAAGAAACUAACUGCAAUAGAUGAACAUAUUUCUUGUGAUCCGGCCUACAUUACAAAGAUUGGGAGAGAAAGACCUAGAUUAGACUUUGAUGACUUUGAUUCCGUUCCUCAUAAAUUCCUGUGAGGAUGAUUUGGGAUUGUUAAACUAUCUUAAGAAACAUGCUGGAUCGAAGGAGCCUCCCAUUGGGUAUGUUUCUUUUGUUGCAAGGAUCUUGAUAGUUUAUUAAUAGGCAUUACCACUCUUUGUUCUUGUCCUGAACUGCAGGCCAUUAUAUUGAUAUAAGCCUUUUUUGGGACUGUUAGAGGUCUUAUUAUAUGCUUUGUCUUAUAAGAGUAAAUAGAAGAUGAAUGUUAGUAAUUUUCAAAGCUAUAUAAUCACAUAUUGGAGUAAGGAUUGAUGUUGUGUGAGUGAGUUUUCUAUUUUUGCAGCUCAUACAACAUGACUAAUAUAGCGCUUGAUUCCAAUGGAAAUUUUUAUUAUUUUGACUCAACAUAAGUGCUUUCUUCUUUUCA